UACCAAAAACCACAUGAACGGUGUAAAAUCCACGAACACAUACUCCUCAUUUACAGAGUAACACCGCUCCUCCUAACCGGAGUUCUGACUACCACUCACCGCCCUCGCCGUCAUCCCUUCAAAAUACUAUAAUAAAUCAGUCAUCUCACCUUUCUCUCUCCCUGUCUCUCUCUCUCUCUCUCUCUCUCUCUCUCCUCGCACUGUAAAUCAGUGAACAAAAGAAUUAAAAGGACUAAAACAGAAUAAUAUGAUGAUACUGCCAUAAAUCCAGAAAAGAAAAUUCACAUCUGGUCUGGCUUUGCAAAAAGUCCACCUCUUUCUCUCUCUCUCGAUGACCGCCGGCCAUUCGGUCUCGGAUAAGUGACGAUUGGCAUGGCGGAUGACGUGGUUCCGAGAACAUUCCGAGCUCUGGUGGAGAGCGCCGACCAGAAGUUCGCUAGGGUUCGAGACGUGCCUGCCUACGGACGAGGACCGAAUCACUACUUCUCCAAGGUGUUCAAGGCCUACAUGAGGCUCUGGAAGUACCAGCAAGAGAAUCGCAAGAAGCUCGUCGAGUCCGGACUCCAGCGCUGCGAAAUCGGCGAGAUCGCUUCUCGGAUUGGCCAGCUCUACUUCAACCAGUACAUGAGGACCAGCGAGGCUAGGUUCUUGCUCGAAUCCUAUAUUUUCUAUGAGGCCAUUUUCAACAGAGCCUACUUUGAGGGAUCCAAGGGUUUCUCCAAGGAUCGAGGUUUGAGGUUCAAGGAAUUGAGGUUUUACGCCAGGUUUUUGCUUGUUACGCUUAUAUUGAAUCGAUUGGAGAUGGUGAAACUUCUCAUGGAGAGGUUCAAGGCUCUUGUUGAUGAUAGCAUAGCCACUUUUCGGGAAACCAACUUCAAAGAGUGGAAGCUUGUGGUGCAAGAAAUUGUUCGGUUUAUGAAAGUUGAUACAGCAUUAAUUUAUCUUAGGCCUUUGCGAUAUUGUGCUAAAUUUGAUUCCUAUCCAGCUUCUCUUCCAUAUGUGGCCCGUUUCCAUGCGACGAAGGUUCUAAAGUGUCGAGAUGCACUGCUAACAAGCUAUCACCGAAAUGAGGUCAAAUUUGCAGAGCUUACUUUGGACACUUUCAGAAUGAUGCAAUGUUUGGAAUGGGAACCAAGUGGAUUGUUCUGUCAAAAGCAUCCAGUUGAAUCACGUGAGAAUGGUGCUCCAAUUGAUCAUUCUGCUAUUUCUGGGCUAAUUGAUAUGAAUUUGGCUGCUGAUAUGACCGAUCCAACUUUGCCUCCAAAUCCAAGGAAGACGAUUCUUUAUCGUCCAUCAGUGACACAAUUGAUAGCUGUUAUUGCUACGAUCUGUGAGGAGCUUCCUCCGGAUAGCGUGAUGCUAGUAUACAUAUCAGCCUCAGGGAAAGCGGGUCAUAGUAAUCUUUCACAGAUGGAAAGGUCUGGAGUUUUAAGCAAGCCUACAAAGGUCAAAGUUGUUUCUCAUACUUCCCAUGGACAAAAUAGUUGUAUUCCUGAAAACCAUGUUGAUGACAAUGGGAACUCGGGGCACUGUUCUGAGGAUUCUUUGUGGUUAGGUCCUACCAGAAAUGGAGGUUCAAAUACUCUUUACGGGGGUGAUAUAAUUCCUUUUACCAGAAGACCUCUUUUCUUGAUUAUUGAUAGCGACAACAGCCAUGCAUUCAAGGUUCUGCAUGGUGCAGAAAGAGGAGAAACAGCUGCCCUUCUUCUUUCCCCUUUGAGGCCAUCAUUCAAGACUGCUGAUGUAACACAAAAUGGAAGUCAGUUUACGUUGUUCUUAACGGCUCCUCUGCAAGCAUUCUGCCAAUUGGUUGGCCUCACCUGUUCUGACAAUGAUGCUGAUGUUUACAAUGAUGCUGACAAUGUGCUCUCCACUUCAUUCUCCGAGUGGGAAGUGAUACUCUGUACAUCAACUAUGUUGGACCUUGUUUGGGCUCAAGUUUUAUCUGAUCCAUUUCUGCGGCGGCUAAUUCUUAGAUUCAUUUUCUGCCGAUCAGUGCUUACUUUUUUCUGCCUCCGAGAGGAUAGUGAUGAAUAUUUGCCAGUUUGCAUACCCCAGCUGCCCAAUUCUGUUUCUCCAAACUCUGAUGUUGUGCAGUCAGCCAUCUUCCGGCUUGCAAGCCAUCUGGAUGUUGCAGACUGUUUUUCACUUAAGUGACACAUAGUUAGGACCCAGAAAUGGACAAGCGAAUUUGUAUAUUUAGAUUGCUACCUUUCAGAGCUAAAGGGUUACACCAAUAGAAAGAAUGGUUCAAAGAUUUGCAAUACUUAAGCAAUGAUAGGGUUUUUUGCUGGCAAUACAGGAAUUUUUUUCUCUUUCUUUUUUUGGGUGUCGGGUUGCUUUUGUUUGUUUUAGUGCGUAUCUGCAGCCCCGCUGUUUCUUCUGUUGUGUGUGCAGAAUUAAUUUAUAAAUUUGUUCUUUCUGGGGGUUAGCUGGUUGGUUUAUGUCGGAUGCUCUUGGGUGUGUUGGUUCCAAGUGGGCCUUGUGGGUGAAUAGUUCAUUGGGCUUACUACUUGUUAAGGUUGUUACAGAAUUAGUGCCUAAUUUGUUUAUACCUUUUGUAAAAGAGAACUUGGUAGUUGUUGAAUGCAGGAUUUUUUUUCUUUUCUUUUCUUUUCUUGACAACAUUCUUACAGAUAUUCAUCGCUACAUUACUUGUAAGAGGCAGAUUGUAGACAUGUUAAAGAACUCAUGAAUGCUUAUUUGAUCUCAGUUGAAUGAA
Messenger RNA from Camellia sinensis, 2722 nucleotides. Its product is annotated as signal transducer, putative (DUF3550/UPF0682). Lineage: Eukaryota; Viridiplantae; Streptophyta; Magnoliopsida; Ericales; Theaceae. Gene Ontology annotation, molecular function: transcription corepressor activity. Gene Ontology annotation, biological process: DNA-templated transcription. The record is from RefSeq and is a predicted model, not a curated record.